AUGCCUUUGCCUAGUUGGAUCAUCAGAUGCCUCCCCGGCCUUUCAAUUAUCAGUCUUCUGAUACUGGCUGAAUUCGCUUUGGGAAUUAUCCAAACUCUAUGGUUUGGGACCUCCCCCACAAAGUUUAUCGCUGGCCAGUACCUCGUCGUUGCACAAGUAAUCUUCGUCAGUUGGGGCCUCUUCCUCCACCUGCUCGCAACAUUCUUCCCACUUCGUCUAUCAUGGCGUGUAUGGAAAGCCUCCGGGGAGAUUCUCCGUGCCAAUACUACCCAUCGGCCUACCAAGACCGUCUUCCAGAAAGAAGAAGACGACGAGGAUUCCACCGAGCAAAAUGGGUUUAUGAAGUAUCACCAACUCAGGGCCCGUGCACCCUUGGAACCCGACGUCGUACAUAGUAUCAUCAUUCCUAGCUACAAGGAGGAUAUCCAGGUGCUAGAGGAUACUCUCAAGGUCCUCGCAAGCCAUCAGUCGGCCCGGAGCCACUAUGAUGUUUGCCUUGCUAUGGAAGAAAGAGACCCGAAUGCUAAGACCGUCGCGACGAAAUUGAUUGCCAUGUUUGGCGAACGCUUCCUCGACAUGCAGUUCACCCUUCACCCCGCAUCAAUUGACGGCGAGGCUCCCGGAAAAAGCAGCAACGUUGGUUGGGCAGCUCAAAGGUUCUUGGAAAAGUACACGGACAGACCAAACUGGGAACAUAUUCUGUUGACAGUUAUGGACAGUGACACACAUCUGCUCAGCACUUACUUCGAUAUAAUCACCCGCCGCCACAUUGAGAACGCUCUGGAGGACGACUCUCUCGACAUGACCCUAUACAUGCCCCCAAUCAUCUUUGAUCGCAAUGCCCACCAAGUUCCCCGUUUCGUUCGCGUCGCAGACCUCAUGUGGUGUGGUGCUGGCCUGUCCUGCUUCCAAAUCACCCCUAGGAUCGAUACCAUUGCCAUCCCAACUUCUGUAUACACUCUCACUCUCCCUGUUGUCGAUCUUGUCAAGGGAUGGGACACCGGUCCGGAAGCCAUUGGUGAAGAUAUGCAUAUGAUGCUCAAGUCGUAUUUCCUCAUGAAUGGAAAGCUCAAUAUUGAAUGCGUUGCCAGUCCAGCAAGCCACUGCAAUGUUGCUAGCGGAAUGAAGGGCGUCUGGGGCUGGUUCGACGGCAUUCGAGCUCGAUACCAGCAGGCCCUCCGCCAUAUGUGGGGCUGCCUCGAUACCGGAUUUGCAAUUCAGCAAUGGUCCCAGCUCGGGACAAGCGAGCGUGUCAAUAACCUUUGCUACGACAGCCACGCCAACAUUUCACUAGGAGCCAAGUUCUCCUUCUUCAGAGUUCAAAUCGAAGAAGGAAACAAGCUGACACUCCGUAACAUUGACCUGUUAACCCGCAUUUUCGAAGCUCACUUUCUCCCAGCCCACCUCUUUAUGAUCUUGAUCACUUCGUCGGUUUAUCUCGCCAUCAACCCGUCGACAGCUGUCAGUCGGUGGGUGCAGCUAUCCAUGGAUGUCAUGGCAUAUCUGAGAACCUUCGGUUUCCUCACCAUGCUCUUCUACUUCUUCUUCUGCUAUGAACGUUACCACAAAGUUUGUGUUGACAUAAGAACAGCAGCACUGAAGAAGUCUGGCUUGUACCGGGACAUCGAAGACCAGAUCAGUCGGAGAGAUCCGUGGUCCCCUCUUACUUGGUUGGACUAUGUGAUUUUUCCGGUCGCGGGUCUUAUUUUUGGUGGUCUCCCAUUGUUGCAUGCCGCCUUCUCGCAUUUUUGGUCUGUUGAUCUGAACUACAAAGUCAGUGCGAAGCCGAAACGAAUAAUUGUCGAACAAGUCGUCCGAAUGGAAGAGGGGCGUCUUUAA
Molecule: messenger RNA, 1839 nt
Organism: Orbilia oligospora ATCC 24927
Lineage: Eukaryota; Fungi; Ascomycota; Orbiliomycetes; Orbiliales; Orbiliaceae
Exons: 3
Coding region: 1-1839 (612 amino acids)
Source: RefSeq, a predicted model, not a curated record